AUGGCGGAGCACUGUGAGGAGCAGGACGGCGGGCGCUGGGUGCCGGGGGAUGGCGGAGCGCUGUGAGGGGCAGGACGGGGGGGCUGGGUGCCGGGGGAUGGCGGAGCGCUGUGAGCGGCGGCCGCACCGCCCGCCUCGCACGAGCGCUCCCGGCGCCGCCGCCAACGCCGUUACCGAGCGAGCAGAAUAAGCGGUGGCCAUGGCGGAGCAGCCACGGCCCUGUCUCGAAGAGACGGCCCCCGACGGGGCUCCGGAGAUACCGAACGCUGGAAAGUUGCGUCCUGCGGGAAGCACGGUUGCGAGUUGUCUCAAAGAGGUGGUACCCAGGCCUGUUACUCCGACUGUUGUACGAAAGUUUCGAAAUACAACAGAUCCAGCUCCUGGUGUUAAAGUAAUAUUCUAUGGUGUAGCAGAUGAUCCCGAUGUUGCAACUCACUUGACACAUGGCAUAAAGUCAAGCUCCAAACUCACUGUAGCUUCAUUGAUAAGUCCAGUUGCUAAGAGUGAAUUUCAAGAAAAGAUGCAAGACAGGAAAGAAGCAAUUUACUCCAGUAAACGUGAAGCACCUUUGGGUAGAUCACAUGAUCAAUCUUCUAAGUUACCUGAGGGCUUGGAUAUAAUCAAUACUACAUUUGGAAUAAAAGUCUUCAAAGAUUUAACAGCUGGAGAGCUUGUAAAUCCACCAAAAACUUUUGAGGAAGUGGAUAAAGAAGCGAGAGAAGGACAUAAUUUGUAUGUUCUGUCACAUGAGGAUUAUUAUGCGGGGGAACCAAUCAAUAGGAAGUAUAACUCACACUUUGACAAGUCUUUUGUUUAUGGAAUGGAAACCCCUCACUAUGAAGAUGGGCGAAAUACAGCCAAGACCUUAAACUGGGUCUUGGACCUGGAUUCGAAGAGAGCACCACACCUUGUGUCAAAAAGAAGCGAUGAUUUUAAGGAAAAAUUCCAGCCUCUGGUUGGAAAAACUUUUGAUCCUAUAGCAGAAACUAUGAAUGUUCCCCCAGACCAUACAUUUGGAUUGAUGAUCCCUCCAGAUGAAUAUGAUGUUCAUGAUCUUCUUCAUGUCCGGGUUCCAUGUGAGUUCCUACGUGGGAAGGGCAGAGAAAGAGUUAUCUUGAUUGCAGUUCGGCAAAGUCUGAAAAAAGCUAACUAUGAGAAUUUUGAUGUGUUACUAGAAGCAUUAAGACAUUUUGAUAAGAAUGGUGAUGGAAUCAUACACAAGGACAACUUACGAAGGAUCUUUUUUCAGCUGAAUGUGAAUCUAGAUGAUGAGCUCCUGGAUUCCUUAUUUGACUGCUGUGAUUUGGAUAAGGAUGGUCUGAUUAAUUACCAGGACUUUGCGAACUUUCUGAACUGGAAAGAUAAAAUGGGUGUUAAAGAGUUUGAAGAAAAAAUAAUUACAAAAGGGAAAAAAUUAGAUGCCUGUCUUCACAAAGACACAAAAAAAGAAGAUGAGCCACUACCAGAACAGGAAGAUCUCAAGUUAAAAGAAUCAGGAAGCUCAGAAAAAAUGCCAAAACCACUUAGAAGAUCAACAGACCGUGUAUAUACAAAUUAUCAAACAACAUCUUCUCAGUAUAAUGCCGUCGUAGGUGGUAUCCCAGCAUCCUGUUAUCCAUUGUGUGGUGUUCCAACUGUUCGUUCAGAUAUUCCUGCUCCUCGAAUUCGUCGCCUCAGUGACACAACUAAUUAUGGUGACCAGGGCAAUGGUUUUACAAUAUUGUUCCCUUCUGUCUUCAGUCAAAAGGGAGUGUAUGAAAAAGAUCUUUUAAAAAACAGACCAAAAGCAGAGAUUAAACAAAUUCUCCACAAUAUGGGCAUGAAUGUUGCAGAUGAAAGGUUUGAAGAAAUAUGGAAGCAAGUGUGUACAAAACAUGAGAUAAAAGAGCUUUGUGAUUGUGAAGAAAGUAUGUGGAAUAUACUGAAUAGGAUACAUGAAUCACGCAUAGAAUUCUAGUCUCUGAUUCUAGUCUUUGGGCACUGCUUUUAUUUAACAUCAGUCAUAAUUCUGAUGCUGAAUAAAUAAUAAACAAUAAAUAUUUAUGUGUGUAUUGUCUUUCUGAGCAGUGGGUUCACCUCAUAUAUAUGAAUCAUUGAAGUUGGUAAGAAAUGGUAUUCAUGCUUGUAAAUGUAAUAAAAACAUUUAUAUUCCAUUUUGCAUUUUUUAAAUUAACUUUUUCUCUUAGAGAAAGGCACUUUUAAAACUAGUAAAGAUAAGUGUUUCAGAUAUCCAAGGCCUCUCAAAGAUUAUUAUCAUAUAAUGGCAUUUUCUCUUUCCUCUCAUGUUCCAUAAUUCUUGUCAACAGAGAAAUGGUUGUGGCAAAGUAUUUGAGAUGUUUGGAAGUUCAUGUUAUAAAGUGCUUUACAGUAAAAUAGUAAGGAAGGUAUAUAGCAAUAGGUGUGGGAUCCAAAGUGUUGUCAUGAAAGAGACUCCAUAAAAACCUACAGGUUAAGAAGGACCAGAAAUGAAUGUCCAGUUGUGUGGCAGAGGGCUCCUAUUCUUUAUUCAAGCUUCCAACUAUUACUUUAUAGUAUUCAGCUUUCACUAUGAAGAAAAAAGAAUGGGUAUUGAGAGGUGUUUAUGUAAUAAACAUUACAUAAAAGUGCAGGCUGAGUAGUCAGAAAAGUUUGUGAGGUCUUUCAGAAAGCCAGCUGUUCAUCUGUGACCAAUAUGGUUUCUUGGGAAGAGGGAGAGUCAUUAAUGGAAAACACUUAAAGAUUAUUAUGCAAGUCUCAAUGAGUAUAUAUAAAGUCCAGUAAGAAUAAACAAUAAAUAAUACUAAAACCUGCAACUGUGAGUUGGAAUGUUCACUGUUCUUCUACAGUACUGAACUUUGGUGUAAAACAGAUGGAAAUUGUUCACUAUUAACAGUGAGAAAUAUUGCUUCUGACUUUCAAAUUCAAAAGAAACAUCCUUGACCAAUGUAAUCUUAACAUACAGGAUUUCAAGAAGGAUGUAACUUCAUCACCUACUGGUGCUUUAAAUACCUUAAUAAGAUUUGAAGAAUGUUGCCAAAAAGCAUUACUGAGUUUUACAAUGGAAGUAAAGGUUCUGUUUUGUUAAAUAAUAGAAAUGCACAUGUAAUGCCAGGUUUAAAUUUUACUAUAACCCUCUCUUCUUUUGUUUGUUGAGAUUUCUCUUUUGCCUAUGUUCUAGGAGGUGGUCAUUUACAUGUAACUAGCUUGUUAUAUGAAAUCUGCAAGCCAGACCCUUUGGACAUUAUUUUUGUAGCAUUAACAGUAGCUGUUUUACAUCAAGUAGAAAGAGUUUGCUUUCUGGUAUCUCCAAGGUGCAGGUAGUGGAAAUGCUGAUUGAUGAAGGCAACUUCUUUCCGGCUGUGAAUGAAUAUUCUGCACUGUUGCUGCCUUGCCUCCCCAUCCUUC
Parus major (Great Tit) is the source of this 3384-nucleotide messenger RNA. It is a transcript of the gene EFHB, whose product is annotated as EF-hand domain family member B. Gene Ontology annotation, molecular function: calcium ion binding. The coding region runs from base 200 to 1957 and encodes 585 amino acids. The record is from RefSeq and is a predicted model, not a curated record. NCBI's taxonomy places the organism in Eukaryota, Metazoa, Chordata, Aves, Passeriformes, Paridae. The transcript is spliced from 13 exons.